AUGACCUCUCCGCACACGCAAACCUUCGAGGAUGCGAUCACAGUCACCCCGGUAUCAUCGCAUGAAUAUACCACAAAUCUCCAUCCAGACUGGACCAUUGGAGCCGUCCCCCAUGGCGGCUACACAAUGUCAAUCCUGUACCGCCUCGCAACAACACAUUUCAAACACACACAUCCAACACGACACAAUUCCCAACCUCUCCCCAUAUCAAUGCAAAUCACGUUUCUGCGUCGAACGGCCGUUGGCCCUGCAGUGUUGACAGUAGAAGACUCAAAAUUGGGAUUGAGGACGUCCACGAUUCAUGUUACUCUUUCUCAGGAUGAUGAUAGUAAACCGGACGGGAAAAAGAGAACGGCUAGAGUGGUAGGGUAUAUCACUAUAUCAGAUUCAGUGUCGGAUGUUGGAUAUUCACAUCCUUCGAUGACGUGGGGAUUGUAUCCUCCUAUGCCUGGCGGACCACCGGAAGUUAUUGUUCGUGCUGAUGAUGUGAAGCUAUCACAGAAAGAUGGCAGCGAGACAUCAAAAUGGAAACAGACGGGCCCAACACAUUGGUCCAAGUUUAGAAAGGUGGAACAUCAAUGCAUCACAUUUGGGCCGACGAACGAGUAUAAACAACCGGGUGUAUUGGAUCAAUGGGCGAGACUCCGCACGGUAUCGUCUGAUGCUUCGGCAGCUGCCGGAAAUGGGAAAUGGACGAAUGAGACUCUUCCGUUUCUGAGUGAUUGGUUCCCUGCUGCAUUGGAAGAAGUAGGCGCUGAAGCGCUCUCGGCCUUGUCAUCAUCAUCGGCAUCAAAACCGAAAAUUCCACCGUUUUGGUACCCGACUGUCACGUUGAAUAUCGAUUUUAAGAAGAGUCUACCUCCGCAGGGAGUUGAUUGGUUGUAUUCUCGGGUAGUUAUGAAAUCCGUCCGGAACGGAAGGAUGGAUAUCGAGGUGAUUAUCCUAGAUGAAAAGGGGGAGAUUGUUGCGUUGUGUUCUCAUAUCGGGUUGGUGGUUAGUAUUGAACGGAAUACCAGUGGGAGGAAAUACGGCAAGGAUGCUGAGAAAGCCAAUUUGUGA
Messenger RNA from Talaromyces stipitatus ATCC 10500, 1059 nucleotides. RefSeq lists its product as uncharacterized. The coding region runs from base 1 to 1059 and encodes 352 amino acids. Lineage: Eukaryota; Fungi; Ascomycota; Eurotiomycetes; Eurotiales; Trichocomaceae. The record is from RefSeq and is a predicted model, not a curated record. The transcript has 2 exons.